AUAUUUAUACUUCCUUUCCCGCCAAUUUUAUUGUCGUCUGGGUUUCACAGAGUUUUCGACUAUGGGAAGAGAGAAGGCGGCGAAGGAAGCUCUAAAUCUCCUCCGGGGCAGGCUCUGUGACCCUACGUUCGUAUUCAAGCCUCUUUCCGAUUCUCCAGAGAGCAACUACAGUAAAUUGAAGUUCAUUAUAUCGAGUUCGGUCACUGAUGCAUGCAAUAACUCGAUCCUGCUUCUCGGUCCCCGUGGUUCUGGGAAAAUCGCGGUGUUGGAGCUUGUUCUCAAAGACUUGUUGCUGGAAUAUCCUGAUAUGAUUUCAGUUAUCAGGUUGAGUGGGCUUUUGCACAGUGAUGACAACUGCGCUUUUAAGGAAAUUGCCAGACAGUUAUGUGUAGAGCAUGACCUGUUGUUCUCAAAAAUGGCAUCUUUUGAUGAUAACUCCCAGUUUAUGAUAGCCAUGUUAAGGGAGUGUGGAUUAGCGCAUAAGACAAUUAUUUUUGUCCUGGAUGAGUUUGACCUGUUUGCUCAGGGAAAACAACGAGUACUUUAUAGUCUGCUAGAUGCAAUGCAAUCAAUAACAUCACAAGCUGUUGUCAUUGGUGUGAGUUGCCGACUGGAUGCUGAUCAGCUUUUGGAAAAGAGAGUAAGAUCUCGUUUUUCACAUAGAAAGCUAAUGUUUCUUCCUCCCUCUAAGGAAGACUUGCAGAGAUUAUUGGGGCAUAUUUUAUCAUUACCACUAGACUCGACCCUUCCACGUGACUAUGCUGUUGAAUUUAAUGCUAAACUUCAAAAUAUGUUAGCAGAUGAGAAAUUCAAACAAACUAUUUAUACAUAUAUGAAUUCCGAUGCUACUGUCAACCACUUGCUGAGGUUUCUAUUCCGUGCUGUUUCUUAUAUGGAUUUGGGAUCUGGGUUCCUAGCACUUGAGAAUUUCAAAACUGCACUUCCAAAUAUCCAAAGGCAGCCAAAGCUGGAAUGUAUAACAGAUUGCUCAAUUUUGGAACUUUAUAUCCUGGUAUGCAUGAAGAGGUUGGAAGUUAAAGAGCAAAAUUUAUACAACUUCAACUCUGUAAUGACAGAGUACAAAAGCAUACAUGAUACAUUCCAGACAUCUGAUUAUUAUGCCCGGAAUGUGUGCUUAAGGGCAUUUGAGCACCUUCAACAACGUGAAUUAAUCUGUUUUACAGACAACAGAGGGCAUAACCAAUCUGUGGAAUUUCGUCCAGUGAAGCUUUUAAUCUCAUCGUAUGAACUACAACAGGGGCUGAAAUCAUAUCGUUCCUGUCCCGUCAUUCUUCUGAAGUUAAUGGAUCGAGAAGCUUAAUAUAUAUCGUUGGCUACUUGAUCACUGCCUGUGUGAUGAUGACUAAAGAGAAUGUGGAUCCUACUCGGAGCUCCAUUGCGAAAUGCGUUGUGCGUUGAGAAUGUGGAUUCUACUUGGGGAUCACAGGGACUCUUCUGCUGACCAAGAUGCACAGACAUUUUCCCUGAACUCUAUGCCAAUGUAAUUACUGCUACUAUAUGCGAAUUAAAUUUUCAUACUUUUUCCCGUCCACGAUGUUUCUAACUUGCAUGGCCUGCCUAGUGCCUGCCCGGCCCACCUUCUGUUUUCCUUUUCCCAUCUUUCUCCCUUUUGUAGUCUAAUUUCAUUAUUUUAAUUUAUGUAUUGAAAAAUUUAUUUGUAAGACUAUUUAUUGAUAAACUACAUAGAAG
Molecule: messenger RNA, 1710 nt
Organism: Juglans microcarpa x Juglans regia
Lineage: Eukaryota; Viridiplantae; Streptophyta; Magnoliopsida; Fagales; Juglandaceae
Product: origin of replication complex subunit 4
Exons: 16
Coding region: 62-1321 (419 amino acids)
Biological process (GO): DNA replication; DNA replication initiation
Cellular component (GO): nucleus; nuclear origin of replication recognition complex
Molecular function (GO): ATP binding; DNA replication origin binding; ATP hydrolysis activity
Source: RefSeq, a predicted model, not a curated record